Cuscuta epithymum is the source of this 4474-nucleotide messenger RNA. The record is from the annotation of a GenBank genome assembly. Lineage: Eukaryota; Viridiplantae; Streptophyta; Magnoliopsida; Solanales; Convolvulaceae.
AACAAAUCCAAAUUCAACAGCAAGCAGACUCAAGGAUGCAAAACAUGGAGAAUCAAUUGGGGCAGAUUGCAAAGGCUUUAUCUGAGGAGUCCGAUAGAUCCCAUCCUAGCGACACAGAAGCCCAACCCGAGGAGACCAAUAUGGAUGAUCACGUGAGCGAGUCAGACUAUGAUGGUGUGAAUAUGAUGGAUGAUACACUUCCUGAUGUUUUUGAAGACCCUGAUGAGAACGGUGUUAACGAGAGUUGGGAUGCCUUCAUGGGGAGUGAUACAGAGUCUGGAGGAGAGGUUGUGAAUGUUCAUGAUAUUUGUGAGGAAGAAGAAGACUUUUGUAUGGUGCAAUUUGAUUACGAGGAUGAGAGUUUCAUACUUCACUUCUGUGCUGAUGAGGGUUAUGAAGACCAUGUGCUGCCUUCGUGGGCUGACGAAUUUAAAGAUCUGCGCCACUUAAUGACAUUUGUUGAGAGGAAGCUGGAGACGUUGACUAUAAGUGCACCACUACAGUCUUUGCUAUUGGAGAGUCUAUGGGGUAGUUGUGUCGGGCAAACGACGUUAAAAAUAGCGCUUCUCGGGAGGCAACCCGAGCUUUUUUCUGCUUUUGUUUUUGCUUUUGCUUUGUUUGUUGUUUGGUUGUUUUGCUUUGUGUUUUUUUUUUUUUUGCAGCUCAGGGUCUUGUUGUUUGGAUGAUGUGCCGAGGAUUACAUUGACUCAGUUUAGUUCUGCAUCGACCAAUGCCUUAGGGAAGUUUCUUUGAACUCUUUUACUCGCUUGUUGAAAUAUUGACUUGAGUUAAGUUGAGCAUGCGUGACCCUAUCCUCUUUACCCCCUUGUGCAUAGUGCAUUUUUGGUCAUCGAGGACGAUGCCAAAGUUUAAGUGUGGGGGAGUGAAUUGGGCAUUCGGGCAGUAGUUGUUACAUGUGAUUAAUUAGAGUUAGCAUGCGCAGGUGUUAGUUGUAUAUUCAUAGGAAAUUCGUGUAAAAAAUUUUGAAAUUUUUUCUUUAAACUGUGUCUUUGUGAAGUGGCUAGCAUUUGACUAUACUUUUAGAGCAUCCUUGAAGUGUUUAGGCUUAAAUUGCUUGCACUAUAAUCUAGUUGUUGAAAGGAUGAAGGCAUUAGUCACCCAUUGAAUUAAUCCAUAAAUCAUCCACCCCACCUGAAAAAGUCCUUUAGGAAAAGCCAUUUUGAGCCGACCAUUCUUUGUUUACCCAAUUAAUUUAGCUCCAUAGCCAAAUGGCCUGUGUUCCUUACCCGUGAAUAUUUCUGACUUAGUCUUGAUGUUUAGGGAAUUAAGGGAUUAAUUUGCCAAGUUUAGGGAAUUUUGUGUAGGAGCCAUUUUUGGCACUGUUCCUAUGCCCCAAAUGGGGUAAGAGCAGUCACUUUUUAGGAAUAUGAUACUUUUGAGGAUUGCAUUGUAGGCAUGGAUUCACUUUUAAAUAAAUGAACCUUAAUUGCUAUUUUUCCUUGGUGAGGCCGAGAUUAGAAUGGGGUAAUGUCUAGUGAGAAUCCGAAAGGUGAAAAAUUAAUAUAGCUAGACCUCUUACUUUGCGAAAAAGGGAAUGGGAGCCCCAGUCAAAAAGCGUAAGAUGAGACUUGGGUAUCUUUCGAAAGAAACGGCGUUCUCGUGCCAACAUGACAAGGAAAACUAAACUUUAAUUAAUUGAACUUGGAGGCUAUCUCAAAAUUUAGCUUUAGUCCUCCGCGUACUUCAAGUAUACGUCAAAGCGCAAAUGUGCCGAGACGGUUUAGCUUAGUUGUACACCAUGUCUACUCUUUGCAUAGGUUUAAAUGAUUGUUCCUAAAUUGUGGCCUACUGAGUUCCUUGAUCCUAAGAAUAGCCCUGAAGUUCCUGAAUGCAUUGAGUCUUUGUUAGAAUAUUCCAAUCUCUCAAAAGAAAGGGACUGUUUAUUACCAUUCACCAUUCACCAUCACCUUCACAAGUCCAUCUCAUCAAUAGCUAGUUUAUUUGUGUAUGCUGUCAUUACUCUAAGGAUGUUGUGAAUACUUUGUCAAAUAGUUUAGCUAGAGUACAAAGAUGUAGUUUAGGGAAGAAUUUUCUUGGUUUAGUCUGCCUGUUCUGUGAAUAUUCCUUUAACUACGUGUGCAUGCUAAUUGUUUUGAUUCCGUGUGGUGAUUAUCGUAAGUCCCGUUGUUCAGUUUGCUUGAGGACAAGCAAAGGCUUAAGUGUGGGGGAAUUUGAUAAGUCCGUAUUUUGACACGUAUUUGAUGCGUGUUGGGAUCGGUUUUGAUGGUUUUCCCUAGCUUUAAGGUGUUGCAAGUCUCAAUUUUAGCUCAAGUUAUGUUUAUCGGGCAUUGGUUCGAGUUUUGUGUUGUUUGUAGUCAAAAUCAGGGAAUUUGAGCCCGGGUACCGGCACUUGAGGAACAAUCGGGAUGAUUUGAGAAGCAUUUGAGAAUGAUUUGAUAGCUUUGGAGGUCACCGGAAGAUUCACGAUGAAGAUUUGAAGGAAAAAAGAGCUCUAGGAUUGGCUUCGGGAUCAAAAGAAGAUGAAUGAAGCUUGAAAACGACGAUCAGAAUGACCUUCUGUCAAUUGUUCAAGCAUAUCUCUUUGUAGGAAGAACCAAUGGACACGAUUCAAGUUGAAUAUGAAAGCCAACUUCAAGAUCUACAAAUCAUAUGAAGAAACCUUUGCGAGAAUCUGAGAGGAAGAAGGUGAAAACAGACGAUGAAGUCAGAUGAUCUCUGCUGCGUUUUCAGAAGAACACCUUCCACCGUUUUGAUCAUAUCUCUUGAUUGGAUGAUUCAAAUCACAUUCGGCAAAUUGGAGUGGAUAGAGGACUUCAUUAUCUACAACUUUCAUGAAGGAAGUUUUGUCAAAUUCGGAAGUUAAGUAGGCACGAUCGUGCCCUCAAAGUCAGACACGAUCGUGCCUGAAGAGAAAAGCACCGGGAAGCUACUGCCAUCCAGGCACGAUCGUGCCUGGAGGGAGGCACGAUCGUGCCUGCCCAAAAUGCGCGUUUUUGCUCCGGAGGCACGAUCGAAGGCACGAUCGUGCCUGGCAUCGUGUCUGGCUCCGAAAAUCCUAAUUCAGCUCAAAUUUCACCCGAUUUUUCUAUUUAAACAGCCUGUAAACCCCCGUUUUCAAGGGGGGAGCUUAGAGAGAGUGCCUAGCACGAAUUUUAGAGGGCUUUUCAGCCUUGUUCAUCAAUCUUUUGGGAUUCUUUGUAAGUUCCACCUUUUUAAUUAAUGACAAUUAAUUCUUUUUAUUCCAAUUCUAUUGAUUCUUCAAUUAUGAAUUGUGAGUAGUUUUAAUUAGGGAUUUGGGAUUGAUGAAGGGGUUAAUCAUGAUGUAUGGCUAGAUUCUUUUCGGUUUAAUUGCAUGAAUGCCGUUUAAUUUGUGUUCGAAUAAUUUAAUUGAUAUCUCUUGUAACCUAGAAUCGCGACUAGAAUUACAAUUGCAUGUAGAAUAAAUUAAGAGAGAUCUAAUUUGUUCUAGGACACAUUCACACACACUUAAUCGUUCGCUAAGAGAUUAGUAGCGAUUAAGGGGCCGUAAGCUCGCUCGUCUUGGCAAUAAUUUAGGAUCCUGUCGCAUGAGAGAUCAGCCUGGUCCCCUAAAUUAUUGUACUCUACGCCGCGAGAGCGGUAAGAACUUAGUAAUGAUUAGCUAGGCUCAAUUAAAUUAAUUUCAUGUAAUUAGGCCUGAUCCGCCAGAAAUCUGGUUACCCCGGAAUCGAUCCCUAUUCCCUUCGUCAUUAAUUAGAAAGAACCCCCUAAUUUAAUUGUUCGCAUUAGUUUUAUUUUCCAAACUAACCAAUCUCGCACGACGCUUUUAUUUUAUUUUCUUUUUAAUCGCUGAAUUUAAAUAAUUCUUGAUUCCCUUUUGUCCGUCCCUGUGGAGACGAUACUCGUACUUACACCACUAUAUUACGAUCUAUUUUAAGUGCGAGAAAACUCAAAUCAGUUUUUGGCGCCGUUGCCGGGGACGGUGUCGGUUUUAAGGGUUAAUUAAUUUCAGCGAGAUUUUUUUUAGUUAGUUUUCUUUUUGUUCUUCGUAGGAUUUUUCUGGGCUAACCUUUCAGGUAUUUUUCCAAGAGGCAUGAGAUGAACCCAUUCAGCCGAAUUCCUGGAGGAAUUCCGUACCCUCAAACCUCCAUGGAAUAUUCACCAUAUCCGUCAUACCCUCCUUACACUCCUCCUCCUCAAUAUUACACAUCUCAUCAAAAUUCUUCUCCUACACCACAAAAUUUCCCAUCUUCCUAUUCUUACCCUCUUCCAAAUACGCAAUACUCUCAAUCUCAUUCUCCGAAUCAAUAUCCUUAUCCACAAUAUCCUCGGACAAAACCAGGCUCCAUUAUGGAAUUUCUCAUUCAAACUAAAAGUCCCGAGGAAUUGGUUGAUUACUUUCCUAAGAAUAGCAUUUGUAACUUUUGUGGAGGUGGUCACCAUUCAUGUCUUUGCCCCAUUCCUCCAUACGACCAUCCUUACUGGGCAACUGCAUACCCCACUUCGUCCUCCC